CUGGCUCAAAAAUCAAUAGCUUGCUUGCCCAUGUCCAAGCUCACAACGUACCGGACGCCUGGGUACGAUGAUGAACCUCCUCGGUCCCCCCAGCUCAGCACGGACGACGACGACGAUACGGGUAUGCAUCCGAGGGAUUUGGACGAUUCGUUUGCAGUCAUGGAGGCCUCCAGGAUUCCAAAGCCAGAUCGAAACAGCAUCCCGAACCAUGGCGGUGAAGUCACGGCGUUGAAGCCGUCGAUCCUUCACUGCUGGCCGUUGCUGUUUGGACUGCUGUACCUGGCGGGCACGGGGUUCGGUGUGUCGAAACUCGUUAAAGCCGGAUGGAUCGACCCCGAGUAUGGGAAUGCCACAUAUGCUCAGUACCGAGAGGAUUCAGUGAUCGGGGAAAGCUGUCGGGGCGUGGACCACGCCGUGCCUUGGCGCGAGCUCAAGCGAAAGCUCAAGCGAUGUCGCCGUCACGAGUACUACGACCCGAUGCACGACGAUUGCCAUCUAUGUCCUGCCGCCACGCCCGAAGACAAGAUCUUUGCCGUGUUCUGGGAGACCCAAAAGGACUGCACACGGCUCGUGGAAGACUUGAGUACGCGAUACGUGACGCACGUCAUGUGGUCGUUUGCCGAGCCGCUCGAUGACGGCACGAUCAACACCAAGCUGCAGUUCUGGGACGACGAGCACAUCCGCGACUGCAUUGGCCAGCUUCGCAUGCGGUGCAUCAAGAGCAUGAUCGCCGUGGGCGGCGCGUCCUUUCGCGAGCGCUUUCUCCCUUUGAAAUCCCCCGACAACCUCGCGCGGUUCACAGCGACUGCCGUCCAGCUCGUUCAAUUGUACGACUUUGAUGGGAUUGACAUCGACGACGAAACUGGCAACAUGGUGGCCACCGGCGGCAACUGGCUCAAGAGCCACGGACCGACGGUGGUCAGCUAUUUGACUGCGUUGCGCGAAGGGCUGGACGCGGUGCAGCAUCCGGACGAGCCGCGGUACUUGCUGUCAUGGGACGAGUUCCCGUACGCGUGGGACCCGCCCCAGCCAGACAACGCCAACUACGUGGGAUGCAUCCGGUACACCGAAGGCGAAGAUGGGUGGCAUCGGUGCUACGAGCCGCGGAUCUCCAACUUGGUGGAUUUUGUAAAUGUCAUGUUUUACAACAUCAACGGCGGCGAAGCCGUGUACCGCGCAGUGAUUGAAGACACGCUGCCCAACAAAGCCGCCUCGGUGAUCCCCAAAGACAAGAUUGUCGUUGGGGCGUGCUGUGGGAUGGGGUGUGUGACGCUCCAACCCCCCGGCCAGGAAGUAUUUAACGCUGGCAACGGAUCCGCCUACUAUAAAGGCACGAUGCUUUGGAGUUCGACGAUUGACAUUCUGUAUGAAAACUCGAGCUCGACGCAUCGCAUGGGGCGCGCCGGCAACUACGGCGUCAAGAUGCCGUUCCGUAUGCCGCCGCCGUAGAAAGCGUCCGAGCCUCAUUUAUAGCUGCUUGACUACCACCACCAACUUCACUGGUAUCGUAAACAAAGUAGACAUUUCACACGUGUGAACAGUUCGGAUUGGUCCGAUUGGUGCGUUUGUUCGACGCUAGAACGUUUGAAUUCAGAGGUGAGGUAAGCAUGUAAUUUACAUAUAUGAUAGGAUACAAACUUCAAAUGAAAGCCACGCUGGAC
Messenger RNA from Aphanomyces astaci, 1661 nucleotides. RefSeq lists its product as hypothetical. Bases 31 to 1449 code for a protein of 472 amino acids. Lineage: Eukaryota; Oomycota; Saprolegniomycetes; Saprolegniales; Verrucalvaceae. Gene Ontology annotation, molecular function: hydrolase activity, hydrolyzing O-glycosyl compounds; chitin binding. The record is from RefSeq and is a predicted model, not a curated record. The transcript has 9 exons. Gene Ontology annotation, biological process: carbohydrate metabolic process.